UGGCAGAGCAUGCUGUAACAUAUUACUGUAAGUGUAACUAAAAUUUGCGAUCAUAGCGCGAUCUUUCGCGAUACGGAUGGAUUGGUGAGCAGGCGGCCCCCAUGGGACAAAGCACUGAAAUUUCAGUACAAAUACCAGGUCAGCCUCUCAUCGACACAUUAUCCGAAUCAUCCUUUCCUCUCCUUGUCAACUACUAGCUUUAGAACUUUUUCAACAUGUCAUCUCCCAAAGUCGCAAUCAUCAUUUACUCGAUGUACGGUCAUAUCACCAAGAUGGCCGAGUCUGUCAAGAGUGGUAUUGAGUCCGCUGGCGGUGGAGCCACCAUUUACCAGAUUGCUGAAACACUGCCCGCGGAAGUCCUCGCAAAGAUGUAUGCUCCCGCAAAGCCAAGUUAUCCCAUCAUCACCCCAAGCGAACUUGCCGACUUUGACGCCUUUAUCUUCGGCAUUCCUACGCGCUAUGGCAAUUUUCCCGCUCAGUGGAAAGCUUUCUGGGACGGAACCGGUGGAUUAUGGGCCAGUGGAGCUUUGGCUGGCAAAUUCGCGGGUGUUUUCGUUUCUACAGGCACACCAGGCGGAGGACAGGAGUCUACCAUCAUCAACUCCCUCUCCACUCUUACCCACCACGGGAUUAUCUACGUCCCUAUGGGUUAUAAAAACACAUUCGCACAACUCACUAACAUCAGCGAAGUUCGCGGUGGUUCCCCUUGGGGUGCUGGCACCUUCGCUGGACCCGAUGGGUCACGCCAGCCUUCAGCCCUUGAACUAGAACUCGCUACCAUCCAAGGCAAGGGCUUCUGGGACAUCGUUUCAAAGUACAAAUUCUAGAAAGGCCAUACAUAAUCACAUUUACGAUACUUACAGAGACCUCAUAAUAGAUACGUGCGUGAAAAACAAAAAAAAACAAAAUUAGAUGUGAAGGAUGUUUGCUCGCUUAAAUCAAAUUUUUAUAUCCCUGUGGGCGUACAUGCAUCCUGAUAUGCACACUGGGGCGAUGUUUAA
Molecule: messenger RNA, 1001 nt
Organism: Suillus subalutaceus
Lineage: Eukaryota; Fungi; Basidiomycota; Agaricomycetes; Boletales; Suillaceae
Product: flavoprotein-like protein
Exons: 5
Coding region: 216-827 (203 amino acids)
Molecular function (GO): NAD(P)H dehydrogenase (quinone) activity; FMN binding
Source: RefSeq, a predicted model, not a curated record